GCAGCAGCAGCCCGGUGCCUCCUGGAUCCAUGAAGAAAUUCCUCCUGCACGGCACCUUCCCCGCCACGAUGGGCCGCAAGCCUUUCACUGCGUUGACGUGUUGAUAUUGAGAUAUUUCAGUUAUCAAAUAUGAAUCAUGCAUUUGAUAUUUCUGGCCACUUUGCUCGUCAGCACCCUUUCGCCCUGGCUUCAUCCAUCACUAGCGUCAUUCGUUUCUCCAGGAGUAGAGGACAAGGUUGAGAGGGAUGCAGUGGCAGCACUGCUGAAGCAACAGGCAACUGCAGCACCUGCUACAGACAACACAACACACCAUGCAGUAGAGCAUGAGAUCACCUACCCCUCGCGGUUGAUCUACUACCUAAACGAGGACUCAGAGAGUACCUACCAUGACCUGGACACCCGGGCCAAGAACCAAGCCACAGAGGGCCAGGCAAUCCACCUCGCCCAGGCCAGUUUCCAGUUGGAGGCAUUUGGCUCCAGAUUUGUCCUGGAUCUAAUGUUGAACAAUGACUUGCUGUCUUCAGAUUAUGUUGAGAUCCAUUAUGAAGGGGGCAAGCCUGUUCUAUCUAAGGGCGGUGAGCACUGUUACUACCACGGCCAGGUGAGAGGGAAUGAUAACUCCCACGUGGCCUUAUCUACCUGCAACGGGCUGCACGGGAUGUUUGACGAUGGAGUCUAUGUGUAUCUAAUUGAGCCCUUAGAACAGACUCAUUCAAUCGAUACAGCUGCAAGGCCUCAUAAACUAAGACGAGCAGCCUCCCUUCACUGGAACAAUGAUUCAGAGGAACAGGUGGAGGAAGAGCAGCUCUUCUCAGAGCUGGAUGACUUGUCCUGGCUGAAGCGCAGGAAAAAGCGAGCUAUUCCUCGCAGUGUAUUUGAGGAGAUGAAAUAUUUAGAGAUCAUGAUUGUCAGUGACCACAAUAUGUAUAAACGACAUAAGACCAAGCAGCACACGAGGAACUUUGCCAAGUCAGUGGUGAAUCUUGUGGAUGCUAUCUUCAAAGAGCAGCUACACACGCGCGUGGUGCUCGUUGCCGUGGAGGUCUGGACAGACAAGGAUCAGAUCCCCAUCAGUGUGAGGCCGCUGGAAAUUCUGCGCGAUUUCUCCAAGUACCGGCAGCAGAGCAUCAAGCACCAUGCCGAUGCUGUGCACCUCUUCUCAAAUGUGACCUUCCACUACCGCAGAAGCAAUGCAGCGUACUUCGGGGGCGCAUGUUCUUUGAGCCGCGGUGUAGGGGUCAAUGAGUACGGCACCACCGGGUCCAUGGCAGUGUCUCUAUCCCAGAGCCUGGCACAGAAUCUGGGCAUCCAGUGGGACCCAGCAUCCAGGAGAAAAGAAUGUGGUUGUGCUGACUCGUGGACUGGUUGCAUAAUGGAGGAUACUGGUGUCCAACACCCACGGAGAUUCUCCAAAUGCAGCAUCUCAGAUUAUAAGGAGUUCCUCUUGAAAGGUGGAGGCUCUUGUCUGUUCAACAGGCCAACCAAGCUGUUCGAGACAACAGAAUGUGGGAAUGGAUUUGUGGAAGUGGGAGAAGAGUGUGACUGCGGAGGGAGAUCAGAGUGCUACAAGGAAUGCUGCAAGAAGUGUUCCCUCGCCAAUGGGGCACACUGCAGCGACGGCCCAUGCUGCAAUAACACAUGUCUGUUCCUUCCACGAGGUUGCACUUGCCGCUUCGCUGUGAACGACUGUGAUAUCUCAGAAACGUGCUCUGGGGACUCUGGACAGUGCCCUCCCAACCUUCAUAAACAAGAUGGUUACCUCUGCCAGGUUAACCAGGGUCGCUGCUACAGUGGAGAGUGCAAGACCAGAGAGAACCAGUGUAAAUACAUCUGGGGGUCAAAGGCUGGAGGCUCGGAGAAGUUCUGCUAUGAGAAGCUGAACACGGAGGGCACAGAGAAGGGCAACUGUGGAAAAGAUGGAGAGAAAUGGAUCCAGUGUAGCAAACAUGAUGUGUUCUGUGGUUACCUUUUGUGUACCAACAUUGGCUCCAGCCCCCGCAUUGGAAUAAUGAAAGGAGAGUCUACUACCACAUACUUCAACUACAAAAACGGGAAGAUAGAUUGCAGUGGUGGCCACGUUCUUUUGGAUGAUGACACCGAUUUAGGCUACGUGGAGGAUGGGACUCCCUGUGGGCCGUCAAUGAUGUGCCUUGACCGCAAGUGUCUGCCCAUCCAGUCACUCAACAUGAGCACCUGCCCCACUGGACCUAAUGGACAGGUGUGCUCUGCCCAUGGGGUGUGCAACAAUGAAGCCACAUGCACCUGUGACACCACCUGGGCAGGGACAGACUGUAGCAUGCCUGACCCGCCUAAAGAGCCUGAGGCCACUCCGGACGAAGGACCCAAGGGUCCUAGUGCCACCAAUCUAAUAAUAGGCUCCAUCGCCGGAGCCAUCCUUGUGGCUGCCAUAGUGCUGGGGGGGACUGGAUGGGGCUUUAAAAAUGUGAAGAAACGGCGGUACGACCCCAACGCCACAGCCAUUUAACCCACGGAGAGAUGGCAAUCACUGAUGGACUCCUCAAAGACUUCCUUAGUUGGCUACCUGACAGCUGGACUGCACUUAUUGCUGCUGAUCUUUGGCAUUAGAUUUACUUGAAAAAGACAUAGUGGACAUUUUAACAAAUUCCAUCGUAGUGACAUAAGAAAUGCAGCCUCUUCAACUUCACCUCACUCAUGUAACAACCCCAAACCCCCACCCUCCCCUGCCCACCCUGGUCUCUAGAGUGACAGAGCUCCUCUUCCAUCCUUUAGUGCCAGUGCACAGGCGUUUAGGCGGAAUCCACACCACUCUCUCACCUGGCAUGAUUAUCCGCACAAAGCGUGCUGCU
This is a messenger RNA of Seriola dumerili (greater amberjack), 2828 nucleotides long. It is a transcript of the gene adam23b, whose product is annotated as ADAM metallopeptidase domain 23. Gene Ontology annotation, biological process: proteolysis. Bases 137 to 2485 code for a protein of 782 amino acids. Gene Ontology annotation, cellular component: presynaptic membrane. The record is from RefSeq and is a predicted model, not a curated record. Gene Ontology annotation, molecular function: metalloendopeptidase activity. The transcript is spliced from 26 exons. Lineage: Eukaryota; Metazoa; Chordata; Actinopteri; Carangiformes; Carangidae.